CUCUCCGAAUAACCGUUUUCUAGACCCCCCACGAAUCUUUAUCAAAGGCGCUGUCCCGGGAAACUAUGCCCAAUGACAUCAUCCAAGCCUUUUGUAUACAGUUGCUAAGGGUUACAGGGUGACAUUUCAAAAACAAUCCCCUGCUGUAGAUACAUUCGAUAUACUCGGUCCCGGUUGUGUACUAACGUUAAACGGACUAAACACAAACUUUAGUCUUUAUUUUAAAACAGAGGUAUUUCUACUUGAUAUUAGAGAGCGAACUGUUUGAGUACAUUAGCAAUAAUGCUUCGCGGAAGCACACUUCGCAACUUACUUUUUGAGUAUAUCGUAUGCUAAAGAAGACUUUAGCGUAAACUUUGUGAGAUGGCAGACUUUGAUACAUCAGAAAAAGUGCUUAUCACCGAAAGUGCGGACACCGUUCGUACUACGGACCCUUAUGAACGCUCUGUUGACUAUAUGGAGACUCAUAAUAUCCUUCAAAUAUUUCAGGAUAUCACAGAGAAACUGGUUUUUGAUAGACCAGACGAUCCUCUUCAGUUCAUGUUAGAGCAGGUACAAAUGAAGAUCAAAAUCCGUGACGAGUCGAGCAGUACGUUUGUCAAAACAUAAAGAACUCUUAAAGCAAAGCAACAAUGCAAAGAAUCGACUCUUAAGUUUGUACUUUUAUUUAUAUAUUUCUUGAAACGAGGUGUAUUGGUUGCUGCAAGUCAUUCAGUGACUCUACAUUGUUGUUGUUUCCAAGCAACUGUUUUUUUUUUUUAAUGUAUCAUGUUUCGCCACAAUUUUUAGAAGAUACUGUUUGCAUUUAUUUUCAGCAGUCAAACAGUGCUGAAUUCUUCAUAAUGCUGUUUGUGUCUAAAUAUCUCACCAGGAUAUACUCAAGUGGCUAGCUAGAUUUUAGAAAUGUAUAAAAAUUAAAUAAAGAAGUAAUUACAGACAGGCUUUCUCUGUAUUUCCGAGACACAGAAUGAAUCGAUUUGCAGGCGUUAUCACUCACUCUUAUUGUUUUAUGAAAUAAACAUGUUUUGUAAGACAAAGCAACAACUAUAUUUUGCGUUUUGCAAGUGUUUUCCAUAAAAAUGUCCACCUGGACAAAAGUAGCUGGCUUUUGCUCUGCACUCAGAUGUCCAUGAAGGAUUUUGGCUGCAUGAGUAAAGGAAGUCUUUGUUUAUAAUAGGCUCUUCUUACAGUGCAUUUCUAUAGUAAUCUACAUUUACUUUGGUGUUUCAAGACUGCUUUAUCACAUGCAGUCACUUCAUUUAGAAAUAAAUAUGUCCACAAUAUGUUUACAAAUA
Messenger RNA from Danio rerio (zebrafish), 1295 nucleotides. The record is from RefSeq and is a predicted model, not a curated record. NCBI's taxonomy places the organism in Eukaryota, Metazoa, Chordata, Actinopteri, Cypriniformes, Danionidae.